This is a messenger RNA of Dinoponera quadriceps, 1382 nucleotides long. Its product is annotated as DNA-directed RNA polymerase III subunit RPC10-like. NCBI's taxonomy places the organism in Eukaryota, Metazoa, Arthropoda, Insecta, Hymenoptera, Formicidae. Gene Ontology annotation, biological process: regulation of translational fidelity; DNA-templated transcription; termination of RNA polymerase III transcription. The coding region runs from base 205 to 987 and encodes 260 amino acids. Gene Ontology annotation, cellular component: cytoplasm; RNA polymerase III complex. The record is from RefSeq and is a predicted model, not a curated record. The transcript has 2 exons. Gene Ontology annotation, molecular function: double-stranded RNA binding; DNA-directed RNA polymerase activity; tRNA binding.
GAAAGUACGGUGUAAGCGCGCAUCAUGCACGCUUCUUAAACGGAGAGCGAAGAGACGUAAAGCAAGAAAUUCUUCAUCGAAAAAUACAACGCGAGAAAUUCCUCGUUGAAGAAAUACAACACGAGAAAUUCCUCACCCGAAGAAGUACAACACAAUUAAAACUGUCUGACCGUGAUAGGUAACACCAUUUGGACUCGAAGCCUCAUGAAACCAGCCAUGAUGGGUCCUAUAAAAGAGAACAUGAAUAAUGCCAAAUCAGAGCUGAAACUGAUUUCACCGACGGAGAAGCACUGGUUAUGCGGCGGCAACAGAAGCAUCACCAUGGCUGCGACUCUGUUGCAGCAGGGCAAGGUGAUCGCAGUACCGACGGAUACCAUCUACGGAUUGGCUGCUCUGGCAUCUGACAUAUUCGCGAUCGAGCAACUGUACGAGAUCAAGAAACGGGACGAGAAGAAACCACUGGCGAUCUGCCUGGGCAACGUAAACGACGUGCCACAUUGGGCGGUCACUGACCACUUGCCGCACCGUUUACUGGAGGACCUGCUUCCCGGACCUUACACCAUAAUCCUGAAACGUAAAUCCUGCCUGAAUCCCGCGCUCAACCCCGACACCGACAGUGUGGGUAUCCGCGUGCCGAAUUCCAAGUUCAUGCUUAACGUAGCGAAAAUUGUCGGCCCGAUCGCGCUUACCAGCGCGAACGUCAGCAACGAGCCGAGCAGUGUGCAUCCCGACGAGUUCUCCGCGUUGUGGCCCGAGCUCAGUGGCAUCUUUUACGAAAUAUCGAAGAGUAGGCAGAAAUUAAGUGAUAGAAUUGGUUCCACUGUGGUGGACUUGUCACAACCAGGCUAUUAUAAGAUCGUACGUCACGGUAUCAAGUUUCAGAUUAUCUCAGGCACACUGAAGAAUGCUGGCCUGAAGAUGAUCACAUCCGAGCGACGUGAACCAGAGUGCGAGUCUAGGGAUAUUCUGAAAAAUUGUGAAAUAUAAAUACGAAGAUCCCAAGUGUACAUAGUAGACAUUCCGAUUUUUUUUCUUUAUACAAAGACUCGGUGUUUAUAUUCGAUGUUAACUUCUAGUUUUGUAGAAUCAACAUCGCGAUUACAUAUACACGUACAUCCUGUGAAUAUGUGAAUUCCGUGUUGUGAGAGAAAAAACAAUAAAAUACUACUUGUGUAUUGUAUUAGAAAAAAAAAAACGAAAGACAGUGGUUCUCUUAAAAUUUCAUUUUUAUUGCAACUCAUUCGUGUUCUAAGAACUCUUCUGGCACAUUUCAUACUUCGUACGUGACAACUCAUCAAAUAAAUCUUCAAUAAAUUAUUCGUUAAAAGUUACUGUUUAAAUUAAAAUAUACUCAUAUAUACAUACACAUACACACACAUAUA